CGGCCCAUCUUCCGCUUAAAACUCAAUGGAAAUUUCCAGUCUGUCUACUCACUAUAUUAGAGACCCGACCGGAGAAAGGGAAGGAAGUAGAGGUUAACGGCUCGAAGCAAUCUUUAAUUAAAUACUGCAAGACAAUCUUUAGGACUCUAUUUAUUCACCUGACUGAAAACCGCUUGAAUCUUCAUUUCUUCACUCGUAAAUCUUCUGUCUUCACUUGUUCAAAGUCAUCAUGUCUCAGCAGCAGAUCAGCCUCCCAGCCAAGCUCAUUAACGGUGGCAUUGCUGGCAUUGUUGGGGUCACUUGCGUCUUCCCCAUCGACUUGGCAAAGACCAGGUUACAGAAUCAGAGACCAGGUCAGCAGGUCUACAAGAGCAUGAUGGACUGCCUUGUCAAGACAGUUCGAUCAGAGGGAUACUUUGGAAUGUACAGAGGUGCUGCUGUAAAUCUGACCUUGGUCACCCCUGAGAAGGCAAUCAAGCUGGCCGCUAAUGACUUGUUACGCCAUCACCUUUCCAAGGAUGGAAAGGGGCUGACGGUGUUCAAAGAAAUGCUGGCGGGUUGUGGUGCAGGCAUGUGCCAAGUCAUUGUCACCACCCCCAUGGAGAUGCUCAAGAUACAGCUACAGGAUGCAGGCCGACUGGCGGCCCAGCAGCAGAAACCAGUCGUGAUGUCUUCAGCUAAACUCGUGGCCACCAACGCCGUGCCCAGCCGCUCCUUCAACUCCGGUGCGGUGGUCUCCGCUCCUCGAGCCGUGUCGGCCACUCAGAUCGCAAAGGAGCUUCUCCUGACGCAGGGCGUCCAGGGGCUGUACAAGGGCCUGGGGGCAACGCUGAUGAGGGAUGUUCCCUUUUCCAUCGUUUACUUCCCGCUCUUUGCCAAUCUGAACCGCCUGGGCAAACCCAGCCCUGAGGAGUCGUCGCCCUUCUACUGGGCCUUCCUCUCAGGCUGCGUUGCGGGAUCCACUGCUGCCAUGGCGGUUAACCCCUGCGACGUGGUGAAGACCAGACUGCAGUCGCUGAACAAAGGGGCCAGUGAGGAGACUUACAAUGGAGUUGUGGAUUGUGUGAGUAAAAUCCUGCGGAAGGAGGGGCCCUCCGCCUUCCUGAAAGGAGCAGGCUGCCGGGCGCUGGUCAUCGCGCCUCUGUUUGGAAUAGCACAGGUCAUGUACUUUGUUGGCGUCGGUGAAUACAUCCUGGACAACUCGCCGCUGAGCGUCCUGGCAGCUUGAGAGCAUAUCCUCUCGCCGACCGGCUAUGCACAGGACCCGGGGGACAACUGGCAGCUACGUACUAUCGGUUUACAGAAGAGGACCGAGUCAGACAGACGUCGGGAUGUGAAGCCCUGCGAUUUCAUCACCUGCAUGGUUUGACAGCUGUGUUGCACUUAAACACUUUUGUGACUUAUUCAGUAGGCUGUGGCCGUGGUUUGCACUUGAAGCUGUUAGCCUUACUGGGUUGGGGACUCAGAGUUGUCGUGUUUAUCUUUCUUUGUCUCCAACAGUCAUGUUCAGUUUCCCUCUGUGAGGGAGGGGAGCAAACGCCAUCUAAAAGACACACCUACUGUUUGUGUUUUCUAACAUAAUAACCUUUCAUAUUCUUUUGUAUGUGUAUGUUAGUGUACUUUAAAUCGUUCAAUGCAGUACUCUGUGUGUUGUUGUUGUUGUUAAUCUUCCAUUUCAGUUACAAAACCUUCAACUUGGAACUACGAUUCAAAAUAGGUGAUACAGUAUUUAAUCCUUGUGUUGUCUUCAUUUACGGGCACCAAAAAAUAUCAUCUUUGUCUGAAAAAAAAAGUCCAAAAAUUCCCCAAAAUUUGUGAAAAUUUGCAAAACCUUCAGGAAGAAAAUUCCAAUAAUUCCUUAAAAGUUUCCCUUUAGAGUUUUAUUUAUUUUAUUUUUUUUAAAUUUGGCAAGAAAAUUUUUGUAAAUAUUUUCAAAAAAAGAGUAAAAAUCUUCAAAAAUAAUCCUAAAAAUAUCUAAAUUGAUUACAUAUAUCAAUAAAACUUCUAAUAUUUUCUUUAAGAACAUUCACAACAAAUCCAUUGUUUUGGAGUUUUUUUGUGAAUGUUCUUAAACAUUAACAUUUAUUUUUUUUCCACCAAAAAAAUGUUCAAAGAUUUCCCGAAAAUGUUGAAAAUAUGGACAUCCGCAAUUUCACUGUGAAAAUACUUUUGUUCCACAUUUUCUGACUUUAUUCGGGUCAAUUUCGACCCGCAGGACGACACGAGGGUUAAAGGAUCCGUUUCUUUAAAGUUACGUUUUCAGCAUUUCUAAAUGUGAGACUGACGUGGGACCACACAGUUCAGCAAACCAUGAACUGUGUCCUCGUAAAUACUUGACAUGCAGUCGCUGUUCUGUGAACGGCUGUCUCUGUAUCUUAGCGUCUGCAAAACUUGAGAUGCAUCCGUGCACGUUAUGUAUGAUUUCAUAUGUGUUUGUCCACAUAACUUCACCUGAAAUAUUUACAUAUGCAUACCAACAGUUGUACUCCAAAGGCUGGUUUAUGCCUUAAAGGAAAAAAAAAAAAACACUGGCGCUUGUGAUUCUGAGGGGCAGAAAAAGCAUUAUUGUGGCUACUGUGAACAUGUGAAAAAUGACUGUUACUGUACUCUCUGGUGGCUUUUUGUACGUACUGAAUAUAUACAUUAAACUUUGUAAUGCA
Molecule: messenger RNA, 2660 nt
Organism: Acanthochromis polyacanthus (spiny chromis)
Lineage: Eukaryota; Metazoa; Chordata; Actinopteri; Pomacentridae
Gene: slc25a55a
Product: solute carrier family 25 member 55a
Exons: 10
Coding region: 230-1228 (332 amino acids)
Biological process (GO): L-glutamate transmembrane transport; malate-aspartate shuttle; aspartate transmembrane transport
Molecular function (GO): L-glutamate transmembrane transporter activity; L-aspartate transmembrane transporter activity
Source: RefSeq, a predicted model, not a curated record